Molecule: messenger RNA, 465 nt
Organism: Solanum dulcamara
Lineage: Eukaryota; Viridiplantae; Streptophyta; Magnoliopsida; Solanales; Solanaceae
Exons: 2
Coding region: 1-465 (154 amino acids)
Source: RefSeq, a predicted model, not a curated record
AUGGCAGAUUUGCCCAAAUUUCAUCUCGCUCUCACCGUCACUAAUAUCAAGUCUCUCGUACCCGUAAUAUUAGACAAUGAGCAAGGCUUAUAUCAUUCUUGGGCUACUCUGUUCAUUAAUCUUGCCAGGGUUUAUGAUCUUUACGAUCAUUUGGUUCCACCCAUGGAAGCGUCGGCUCUAGCUGCCUACACUAUGACCAAGUUGGCUGAUCUGGCUCUUUGGAAGCAUCUAGACGUUGUUAUAUUGCAAUGGAUUUACACUACCAUUGUUCCUGAUCUUCUUCUAGCUAUCCUCAAAUGCAAUGAUAUGACAGAGGGCGCGUUGGCUGAUGUUGAUACUCCGGUGACUAAUAGUCGCCUGGUUUUACGUCUUACCAGCUCUUCACCAGAGGCGUAUAGUGGUACGGUGGAUUUUAUACAAAAUCAAGAGCCAUUUCCCCCUUUAAAAGUUAUCGUUCCAGGUUGA